AUGCCGUGGCCGGACUGGCUGUGGUCACGUCGGAGCAAGAACGACGAUGACGAUGGCAACAACGAUGUCGUACGUCCGCCGCAAGACGAGCGUCCACGCAAGCCCACGGGCACGUGGGAGAAACCACUGAACGCGGUGAACUGGGCCAACUAUACCUCCCCGCAAACCAUCAUCGCCUGUACCAUCACCUCAGCCGCUACCCUCCUUCUCGUCCACGCCUACAAAACCUACCUCCGCCGGAUUCCCACGGUCGAGUACCUCAAACCCAGCAUCUUCGGUAAACGAAGUCUCUACGGGUUUGUGACGAGGGUAGGCGAUGGGGAUAACUUCCACCUCUUUCACACACCUGGCGGGAGACUGGCGGGGUGGGGUUGGCUACCCGGCAGACGCGUCAAGGCUAUGAUGCAGGAGAAGGGGCGGUUGAAAGGGCAGACGGUGCAUGUCCGGCUGGCGGGGGUUGAUGCGCCGGAAUUGGCGCAUUUUGGCCAUCCGGCGCAGCCGUUUGGGAAGGAGGCGAGGGAGUGGUUGGAGUCGUAUAUUCUGGGACGGUACGUGCGGGCUUACGCGUGGCGGCGGGAUCAGUACGAGCGGGUGGUCGCUACGGUGUAUUGUCGACGGUGGGUGGUGUGGAGGUUGGAUGUGGGGGAGGAGAUGUUGAGGCAGGGGCUUGCGACGGUGUAUGAGGCGAAGGCUGGGGCGGAGUUUGGGGGCAGGGAGAAGAGGUAUAGGGAGGUGGAGGGGUGGGCUAAGCGGAGGAAGGUGGGGAUGUGGACGGAGCCGGGGUUGGUGGAGAGGUUGGUUUUGGGGAGGAGGAGGGAGGAGGUGGAGACGCCGAGGAGUUAUAAGAAUCGCGUUGCGGCGAGGGCGAAGAGUAGUGAGGCGGCUGCUAAGUGA
Messenger RNA from Baudoinia panamericana UAMH 10762, 894 nucleotides. RefSeq lists its product as uncharacterized. The record is from RefSeq and is a predicted model, not a curated record. Bases 1 to 894 code for a protein of 297 amino acids. Gene Ontology annotation, cellular component: mitochondrion; cytoplasm. The transcript has a single exon. Lineage: Eukaryota; Fungi; Ascomycota; Dothideomycetes; Mycosphaerellales; Teratosphaeriaceae.